Messenger RNA from Boeremia exigua, 1415 nucleotides. Its product is annotated as succinate/fumarate mitochondrial transporter-like protein. Gene Ontology annotation, biological process: transmembrane transport; succinate transport; fumarate transport. The record is from RefSeq and is a predicted model, not a curated record. NCBI's taxonomy places the organism in Eukaryota, Fungi, Ascomycota, Dothideomycetes, Pleosporales, Didymellaceae. Bases 291 to 1256 code for a protein of 321 amino acids. The transcript is spliced from 6 exons.
CUGUGAUGCACUUCUUUACUUUUCCAGACUUGCGUCCUCUCUCUCCUUCUCGCUCCUAAAAGCUUGUGCUGCUGUGUCUGUUCUGCAUUUAGCCAGACCCUUUGUUUCCAGUCGACAGCCGAGGCGCUCGAAAGCUAGCUAGAGCUCCAAACCCGGGGAAAGAGCUUGGGGAGAUCAGCCAGCGUCAUAAUCACACACCUCCGCAGAUCUCGAGCCUUUUAAAGUCCUGCGGGCUUCCGUUCGCGCGCAACUGCACUUUUGUAGAGUUGCACAACUCACUUCCUCCCAAUAUGUCUGCAAAGUCGACGCAAGGGCCUGGCGGCAAGAAGCCGGCGUCCGCAGCUACUAACUUGAUCGCUGGUGGUGGUGCUGGUAUGAUGGAGGCGCUCGUGUGCCACCCUUUGGAUACUAUCAAAGUCCGCAUGCAACUUUCUAAGCGAGCGCGCAUGCCUGGUGCCCCAAAGCGUGGAUUCCUCAAGACUGGAUCCGAGAUUGUAAAGCGCGAGACUGCGCUGGGUCUGUACAAGGGUCUUGGUGCUGUCCUGACGGGUAUUGUUCCCAAGAUGGCUAUCCGUUUCACGUCGUAUGAGUGGUACAAGCAGAUGCUCGCAGACAAGGACGGCAUGGUGUCUUCAAAAUCGACAUUCCUGUCCGGUCUCGCUGCAGGUGUCACUGAGGCUGUCCUUGUGGUGACCCCCAUGGAAGUCGUCAAGAUCCGCCUUCAAGCGCAACACCACUCUAUGGCUGAUCCGCUCGAUGUGCCUAAAUACCGCAACGCUGCGCACGCCCUAUACACCGUGCUGAAGGAGGAGGGUGUCGGCGCCUUGUGGCGUGGUGUGUCGCUGACGGCUCUCCGUCAGGGUACCAACCAAGCCGCCAACUUCACAGCUUACUCAGAGCUGAGGUCGCGGCUGCAGACGUACCAGAACACCACCGACCUGCCCGGCUGGCAGACGUCUUGCAUCGGUCUCAUCUCCGGUGCCGUCGGGCCCUUCUCCAACGCGCCCAUUGAUACAAUCAAGACCAGGCUGCAGAAGACACCGGCCGAGCCGGGGCAGAGCGCCAUGAGCAGAAUCACAGCGAUUGCAGGUGAUAUGUGGAAACAGGAAGGCGUGAAGAGUUUCUACAAGGGCAUCACACCCCGCGUGAUGCGUGUUGCACCGGGACAGGCUGUGACAUUCACGGUAUACGAGUACCUCAAGGGCAUACUCGAGAAAGGAAGAGAGAUGAUUCCCGGCGGCCAGUACGAGGAGUAAUGCGGGGUAAUUCUUUGAUAUCCACGACGCUUUGAUGGUCGCGUGCAGCAGGGCGGUCGUCUGCUCCUUACAGUAAAACAUGUUCAUACACAGUCAGAAACAUUCAAAGUUAGCACAGCCGAUUUGUGACAUGUGAGAGGGACGCGCCAGGAUGCAGGG